Messenger RNA from Daphnia pulicaria, 6267 nucleotides. RefSeq names its product kinesin-like protein KIF21A (gene Klp31E). Gene Ontology annotation, biological process: mitotic spindle organization; microtubule-based movement. The coding region runs from base 615 to 5486 and encodes 1623 amino acids. The transcript is spliced from 20 exons. NCBI's taxonomy places the organism in Eukaryota, Metazoa, Arthropoda, Branchiopoda, Diplostraca, Daphniidae. The record is from RefSeq and is a predicted model, not a curated record. Gene Ontology annotation, molecular function: microtubule binding; ATP binding; microtubule motor activity.
AAAGAUUCUAUUCAUUCAGUGAGGGGACACACAGAUGGUCGAAACCAUUGCUCUCAGCUGUCUUGUUUGUUCCUAUUGUGUGUGCACACACAUCUUUUUGAAGCGUUUUGAACCCCAGACACAACUGUCUUAUUCUUAUUCUCCCUUUUUUUCGAAAAAACGAACACGUCAGUCAGUGAGUGUGACGAGUUUCGACCUGUUUCAAACAUUUAAAAAAUAGUAGAGAGAGACAAAAUGAUGAGAGACUAUUCGUCGACUGGUGUCUACUGGUGCCAGACGAGUAGUCGUGCAGUGUGUUGUUACCAGCGUUGAUUUCUUUUUACUCCAUUGUGCUGUGUGUGUGUGUGUGUCUAGUGCUAAACAAUAGUAGUUUUGCUUCCUCUUUUUUAAUUUUCCUCUCUCGAACUUUACGACUAGACAAUAGACGAAACGAAAGAAAAAAAGAGAAGCAAUUCCGGACAUCCUGUGUGAUGUUCGUUAUCGACUCGCUGCAGUUUCAAUAAGUUCACCGGGACUCUUCUUCUUUUUUGUUUCAACCUCAUCCCAGGUCGUCGUCGUCGUGUGUUAGCCAGUCAUCCUUGCAGCCAAAAAUUACAGCAGCAGCAGCAGCAGCAAUGGCGGACGAUGAUUCCACAAGCGUGCGGGUCGCAGUCAGAAUACGCCCGCAGUCGGCCAGAGAAGUGAUAGAUAUGUGCCGGACGUGCACGACAGUGAUCUCAGGUGAGCCGCAGGUCAUCCUCGGUGCUGAUAAGGCGUUCACCUAUGAUUACGUCUUCGACAUGGACAGCGGCCAGGUGCAUAUUUAUAACACCUGCGUCCGGCAUCUCAUCGAAGGCUGCCUUCAGGGUUAUAACGCUACAGUCUUGGCCUACGGACAGACUGGGAGCGGCAAAACGUAUUCUAUGGGCACGGGAUUGGAGGCGGACCAGCAACUCUGCUCGAUGAGUGAUAACGUGGGCAUCUUACCUCGCUCGGUUCACCAUCUCUUCAACGGAAUUGAGAUGCUGAGGGAGGAGGCCAUCCAAAUUGGACAAACGCCGCCCGAAUUCAGAGUCCAGGCUCAAUUCCUCGAACUCUACAACGAGGAGAUUAUCGAUCUUUUAGAGCCAACCACUCGGGGUCAACGUUCGGAUAUGCGGAUUCACGAGGACCAAUUGGGCGGAAUCUACGUGGCAGGAGCGACCAGCAAGUCGGUGGCGAGCACGGACGAGGCUAUGCAUUGCUUACACAUGGGCGCCCUAGCGCGCACAACCGCUUCGACCCAGAUGAAUGCCCAGUCGUCUCGCAGUCACGCCAUUUUCACGUUGCACAUCCGCCAGCAACGGCUAGCUCCGGCUCAGAACGGGAAUGGGGACAGUGAUGAAGGCCAGCCUAAUGGAACUGGCGGAUCGAACGGAGGAGACGCUGGAUCCGAGUUGGAGACGCUUUCGGCUAAAUUGCAUUUUGUCGAUCUGGCCGGAUCGGAAAGGCUUAAACGAACCGGAGCGACUGGCGAUCGAGCCAAAGAAGGAAUUUCCAUCAACUGCGGCCUGUUGGCCCUCGGCAAUGUUAUCUCCGCAUUGGGUGACGCUGCACGCAAGGCCCUCCACGUACCCUAUCGCGACUCUAAGCUGACUCGGCUCCUUCAGGACUCCUUAGGAGGUAAUAGUCGCACGCUGAUGAUUGCCUGCUGUUCGCCAUCCGACCGCGACUUUAUGGAGACGCUCAACACACUCAAGUACGCCAAUAGGGCCCGCAACAUCAAGAAUCGUGUCGUUCUUAAUCAGGAUCGAAGUAGCCGGACGAUUGCGCUCUUGCGUCAAGAAAUUCUUCAACUGCAGCAAGAAUUGGCUGAAUAUAAACAGGGUAAACGAGUCGUGAGCGAAGACGGCCAUGAAGCGGUGAACGACAUGUUCCACGAGAAUCGUCUACUCCAGGCGGAAAAUCAGACGAUGCGAACCAGACUGAAAGCCCUACAGGAGACGGUCAAUUCCAUGACGGUGCGCAACGUGGAGCUGCAGGCCCAAAAGGCGGCCUCCACCUGGAGCAAAGCCGGAUCCGACUCUGACAUCACUCAGAUGGUCCAGCACUAUCUCAUGGAGAUUGAAGAGCUCAAGGCCAGACUGUGCGAGUCGGAGAGCAUGGCGUCUCAGCUGCGUCUCAGGGCCGCCACUCUGCAGACCAACAAAUCGCCACACAAGGGCGGACUCUCACCCCGCAAACUCAACAGCUCCGUCAACGUCCUCAUCGAGGAAGCCAAGCGCAAUCUGGAAAAGGAUAAAACGCUGCUGCAGAAAAAUCAAUUGCGACGCGAAAUUAGCGGUGGUAAUGACUCCGCCAUGGAAGCUUCCGUGUCGUCGAUGGAGCCCAGCAGCAAUGCCGGGCAAUCACGAGCGAUGAGCAGCGGCGAGGCCAGUGACGAGGAGGAAGAUAACACGCCGUCCAGUGCCGAAGGGGAGAGCGACGGAGGCGACGGAGACAGCGGAAGCAGCAGCAGCGACGAUGAAGCCAAUCAAGCCGAUGAGAACGGAGGCAUGUACAGUGCGGAAUUGGCUGAACUCACGUCGGAGAUCAGCGUCAAGCAGCAACUCAUCGAGGAGCUGGAGCUCUCGCAACGCCGACUGGACAUAAUGAAGCAUCACUACGAAGAGAAACUUGUCCAGCUCCAGGAACGCAUCCGGGCCACUACGGAAGAACGGGACAAAGUCCUGGCAGGAUUUGCUCAAAACCACGGUCCGUCUAAUCCGAAUGUGGAGGGCACGCUCCGUCGGGUUCGCGAGGACUACGAGCGGAAAUUGUCCGACUUGCAGUCGCGCUUGAAAAAAUUCCAAGCUGCCCAGCAGGAACAUGCAAAACUCUUAAAGAGUCAAAGUGACAGUGAACGUCAACUCAAAUCGCUCAAGAAUGACCUCCUGGACAUGAAACGUAACAAGGUCAAGCUGAUGCAAAAGAUGAAAGAGGACGCCAACCGUCACAAGGAGAUUGAACUGAAACGGACCCGAGAAAUUGCCCAGUUGCGUAAAGAGUCUCGCAAGAGAGAGAACGAAAUCCGCACGCUGCAGAUGGACAAGCGAGUCAAGGAGACUGUCCUCAAACGGAAACAGGAGGAAGUCAACGCCCUCCGCAAAGUCCAGGCCCGUCAGGGGGUCUUGAGCGAUCGGGCGUCCGGCCGCGUCGUUCAAUCUGGACGGAAUUCUCGCAAGCCACGCCAGCCCAUGUACUCGCCCAAAGUGGCCAAGCAGAAAUGGCACAAACUGGAGCACAAUCUCUCGCAGAUGGCCCUCAACCGGCUGACGGUCUCGCAACUGGAGAAAGAUCUGGAACGAUUGAUGGGCGUUCGCGACGAACUCGGCCGUUCGCUGUCCGAGACCCUCAGGAUCCGCGACAGGGCCUUUAUGCGGGGCAAAGAAGAAAGUUACAUCCGCGAACUGGACGACCAGUUGGAGAGUCUCAAAGCCAACAUCGAGUACGUCCAGGAAAACAUUGCUGAAUGCCAGCGGAAUAUCGUCCAGAUUGAAGAGACCAAAGAGGGACAAGGUGAUUUGGAUAUGGAAUUGGCCAUCCAGCCUAAUGAUAUGGAAGAGGCCCGUUACUUGUUCGCCAAACUGAUUAACAUGAGUCUCAAUCAUGCCACAUUGGCGGCCCAGCGCGAGGCCAGCAACAAGGAGCUGCAGAAUCAAGUGAAGCAAGUGCUGGAACGCGACGCCGUUCACCAGCAGCUGCUGCAGCACAUGCUGGCCCACUCUGAUUUGGAGGUGUACAAUCUGCUGGCGACUGGCACGACCAACAGCUCGUCAGCCCUGGAAGAGCCGGGUGGAGGCGGAGGAGGAAUUUCGUCUCGUUCCCGUUCCCGUUCUCCUUCGCCAGCCGAGAGCGUCGCCAGCGGGGCCACGACGGCCACCAACGCCACGGGCAGUGGCCGCUACAGUAAGAAGAUCAGUAAGAAGGCCAGACGUUUGACGUUUGCCGCCCCUGAAGAUUUGCUUUACUAUGAAGGCGUCGUCUCAGUUAGUGGCGGCGGCGGCGGCGGUGGUCCGCCCACUCUUCCGCCACCCAUCGUCGAGCCGUUGGUUGAUCUGCCGCCCAUUCCCAACAUUGCUCGCUCGCAAAAGAUCGACAUUCGGGGAAGUCGGGGUCCUUCGUCGGACAACAUCCAUCGGGUGGACCACUUGGCCAUCACUCCCCCCCAGAACAUGACCACCUCCACCAGUUCCCUCGCUUCUCCUCGCCUACCCCGCAAAUCUGCUAAUCACAGCAAUUCAAACUUACUGGCCAAGCUUAGCUCUUCCGAGCCGGGUGACACGUCUCCGACACCACCGGCUUCGCCACCCACAUUCCGACGAGGCGGCACGAGUCGCGAGGAGAAUCCCAACGUCUUUUCACGGCUGACUCACGGCACCAACGUUGGCCAGGAGCCCGUUCCCGAUCGCGGGGUCGUCCAUCCAUUCCAGGGCAAGCUCAGCAAUAAAUCACCUCUAAUCUGCACACGGACGGCCGAAGGGCAUUGCCAGGCAGUACUUUCCAUUUGUGCCACGGAUGCCAAUCUCUUCUCAGCUUCAAAAGAUCGGACCGUCAAAGUUUGGGAUCUCCAUUCCGGUGUUGAAAUCCAGUCGCUGGAUCGUCACCCCAACAAUGUGGUGGCCGUCAAGUAUUCGCCGGAAACUGGGCUCGUCUUUACCGCAUCAUCGGCCUACGUCAAAGUUUGGGAUUUGAGGCAAUCGCCGAGCCGCUGCAUCAAAACUCUGAGCUCAUCGGGAUGGCCGGCCAGCGGCAAUCAGGCCAAUACGACCAGCACCCGGAGUCUGCAGCUCCCGCAGGGCGAGGCGUCGAUUAACGACAUUGCCCUGAGCGGGCAGAGCAGCGCCGUGCUCUACGCCGCGGCCGGCAGUCAGGUCCGCAUCUGGGACAUUCGUAAAUUCAGCAGCACUGGCAAAUUGAGUGGCGGUCACCAGGCGGCCGUCAUGUGUCUAGCGGUGGGCAACGCCCCAAUGGCCGGCAUCGAGUCGGACGCCAACGACAAGGUGGAAUUUGUCAUUACUGGAUCCAAAGAUCACUACGUCAAAGUGUUUGAAGUCCGCGAUGGAGCCACUGGAGUGCUGAGUCCCAGGUUUAAUUUGGAUCCGCCCCAUUACGACGGUGUCCAGUGUCUUUCGCUGAGCGGCACGUCCCUAGUCUCCGGCUCACGUGACGCUUGCAUCAAACUGUGGGACAUUGAGCAGGGCGAGCAAGUCCUGUCGCUCUCCAACGUCCACCGUGACUGGAUCUGCGGUCUGGUUCACCUGCCCCAGCGUCUCGUCAUCUCCGGAUGCCGCGGAGGUGUCCUGCGUCUCUGGUCGACGGAAUCUUGGGAGCCGGUCGGCGAAAUGCGGGCCCACUCUGCCUCAGUCAAUGCCAUCGCUUUCAAUUCCACCAACAUUUUCACAGCCUCCAACGAUAACACGGUCAACAUUUGGAGGUUGCGUUCCAAUGUCGACAGCAUCUCUCCCGAGGCCGGCGAAUCUUUUUAAAAAAAGAAAACUUCAACACAUUUUUCUGCUCCAUCCAGCCUCUCAUUUCUCCCCUUUUUUUGCUUUAGGAUUUUUAAUUUAAUUUUCUUAAUAUAUUCUAAGGGUAAGGAGACGUUGGUUUAGUCACUCACACACCUUCUCUCGUGUCCUUUUUUUAAUGUAAUCUUUCUCGAUGCAGCCCCCCCCCCCCCAACGUGUUUGGAAGUAGCACGUUUACACGUCAGAUCUGCAUGACGAAAGGAGAUUGUGGUCACGCGGUCUCCUUUUUCCCAGGUUUCUCUCUAUCAAUUGUUUCAUUUGUUUAUUUCCUUUAAUUACUGUCGUCACUUAUAUUUUAAACCCCCCCACCACCCUCUUUCGCGGCGGAGUUUCUUAUUAUCCAUUCCAGCGAGACAUCACACAUUCCAUUUAUAAUACGAGUACCUAUCUAGGCGUAAAAAGAAAAGUAUUUAAUCCUCCCGAAUUUAACCCAAAUAAUUCAAAUUAAACUUAAUAAUUCUUUUGCUACGUACGGUACCACCAUCACACCACCACAGCCCCACGUAUCCGUAAAAAACAAAAAAAAAACGUUAUUUUAAAUUAUAUAGAGUUAAACUUAACUGAUUGAAAAGGAAUCUGAAUGUAUUUUUUUUUCUCUCCUAGCUGCCUCUCGCGCGUCUCUCAUACAGUAUACAUAAUAUACCAAAAUUUAUCAAAAAAUAAUUAAUAAUAAGAAUGAGGCCUUCGUGUAUAGGAAGAAAGACGAUUUGAGAAUACACUUGAUUGAGUUCUGUAUACUAAA